GCCGUCCCGUCCGUCAGCGGCUUCGGCGGCUACUCGGGAUGUGAUGGUUACUACGACGGCACGUUUUGUCCCGCCCCUGACGGUACAUGGCCUCAGUUUGGGGUUGACGGUCUUUUCGGCCCCUGUCAUUACUACUUCGAAUGUGUUGGUGGAGAGGUUACAACGUGGUAUGGGGGAUGCCCGGAGGAAAAACCGUUUUUCGAUCCCGACACUUUAGAAUGUGUCGAAUAUACUGGCCAAGAAUGUCCAUGUCCUUGA
Messenger RNA from Pelagomonas calceolata, 258 nucleotides. NCBI's taxonomy places the organism in Eukaryota, Pelagophyceae, Pelagomonadales, Pelagomonadaceae. The record is from the annotation of a GenBank genome assembly.